AACAAAGUGCUCAGAGUGCCAUCCCACCGGCGAUUUAGAUUUUAGCCCGCAGGGAGAUUAGUUGCCCAAAUGGAAAAAAAACCUUCUUCGGGCUACUAAUCUCCCUCGGUACCUUAGUAUGCCCCUGCCCUUAGAAGAAAUUGCUCUGUCGUCCCAUCCUUACUACUUACUUGGUUCAAAUGAGAACACAAGUGCUUGCAGGCUUACUGUAGCUUGUUUCAAUUAUGGAUCCGCACACACCAAUUUUCUGCAGUUUUCUUUUAUUUGUGUUCACCACCAAUAUCAACGUUUCGGGGGGUACAACCUCCCGUGGAAGGCCACGUCAGGCCGAAGAAUAACCAGCACCACUAAAGCAGAAAAAGUGAGUAAAAUUCCAGGUGUGCGGUGUAACCAUUUCAAUAUUACUGUAGCUUGUACCUCACAAAACAGUAUCCUCUCUGAUCUAAUAGGAUCAUCAGCCAAAUCCAAUUAUGGCUUGAGGAAACUUCGGGCGACUUGGAAAUCGAAGCACCGCGAGUGCAUUGGCGCAGGUGGUUUUUCAUUGACUGAAGACAUGGGGAAGCAGUUCGGGGAGAUUAGUCGCCCCCCAAAGAAGAGAUUAGUCGCCAGGUGUCUACAUCUCCCCCCAAUCUCCAGGUGUGCCCUCACCCUAAAGUGUAACCUGCUAACCUGGGUCAACUCUCCUUCAAUAAAUGCACAAACCCUGGGCUCUUUACAGCCAUCCCAUCUCAUGUGUCGCUGAAUGAAGGCAAUGGCUGCUCAUUCCCCCUGCUGAGUAUGUGAGCUACAGUUACCAAGUGUGCCCUUGCCCAAGCUUGGAACUAAUUAGUGGUCGGCUUUUUU
Messenger RNA from Xenopus laevis (African clawed frog), 843 nucleotides. RefSeq lists its product as uncharacterized. NCBI's taxonomy places the organism in Eukaryota, Metazoa, Chordata, Amphibia, Anura, Pipidae. The coding region runs from base 119 to 742 and encodes 207 amino acids. The record is from RefSeq and is a predicted model, not a curated record. The transcript is spliced from 2 exons.